AAAAAAUCGUCACUUUUGUUUGUCGUUCAAAAUCGAACUGUGUGUAUUUGUCUUGAAGUCUCUUCAUUUAAUUUCUUAGCUUUCUCGUUAUUGAAAAAUUUAAAAAAAAAAGAAAAAAGAAAGACACAUCCACUCUUCUUUGUUUUGAAGUCUCUUCCAUUAAUUUCUUAGCUUUUUCCUUAUCUAAGAAACAGUCGUAAGCUUUCUGUAUUUCUAUUGGCAAUUCCUUUAUAUGCCAUUCACUCUUGCAUCUGAAUCUGCAAUUCCUCAAAUCUCUGCUCUCUCUCUCUCCAUCUGCAAUUGAUCCCUAAUUACCCUCUCAAUCUGUUGUUUUUGCUCUCUUUUUUGGGUCAGUUUGAAUCAGAGUUGGUGUGUUGGGGAUUUGAGAAAAUUCACUUACUAGAUCCUUCAGGUCCAUCAGCUACAAGAGGUACUUCUUAAAUUCUCUCUCUCUAAUUUCUUCAACAGUAAUCAUAGCUAGCUCUAUGUAUAUCUAUUUCUUUAAUUUUUCUCUCUUUAUUUGCAAUCCCUCAAUCUUUGUUUUAUCCUUCUCUCUCAGUCUCAUCCAUCUACCGAAUCUUCUUCACUUUAUGUUGAUCUAUUUUAUUUCUCUUGGGUCUGUCUAGUUUACUACUGCUUCCAUUUUGUCUCCGAAACAAAAAAAAAAAAAAAAACACAUCCACUCUUGCAUGUUUUGAAGUCUCUUCCAUUAAUUUCUUAGUUUUUUCCUUAUCUAAGAAACAGUCGUAAGCUUUCUGUAUUUUUAUUGGCAAUUCCUUUAUAUUCUGUAUUGCAUCAUCUCCUUAGAAAAAGAAACAAAUUGAAAAUUGCUUGUGAAUUCAAAAUGGCCGACAAUAUUGCUAGUACUAUUGUGGGAACGAUGUUGGAGCCGAUCAGAGACAGCUUGUACAAAAUCAUCAGGCGUCAAUUUGGUUAUUUGUUCCACUACAAGGAAAACAUUAAAGAUUUCGAAGAUGAAGUUAAUAAACUCAGAGACGCAAUGACAAGUGUCCAAACAAGGGUGGAUGCAGCAUUGAACAAUGCUGAAGUCGUUGAGGAUAAUGUUUCGAGGUGGCUGACCGAAGUGCAGAGCUCAUUGCCCACGAUGGAAGAAGACAGGAACAGAUUACAGCAAGGCACAGAAAAUCUCAAGUGUAUUGAUGUAUGCUCGCGGUACCGGUUGGGUAAGGAAGGAAAAAAGAAGCAGCCUCAUGUUACCAAGCUUAUAGAGGCUGGCAAUUUUGACUCGGUUGGACACCGACCUCCUCUCACUGGUAUUUGGCACAAAACAUACAGCGUAAACUAUGAGAAUUUUCAAUCCAGGGAGUUGGUUUUUGAGAAGAUCAUGAAGGCACUUAAAGAUGAUCGGAAUUACAAGAUUGGGAUACAUGGAAUCCCAGGUGUUGGAAAAACAAGGAUGAUGAAGGAAGUUGCCCAACAAGCUGAAAAAGAUCAGCUUUUUGAUGAGAUUGGUGCGAUAGUUUUCACCCAGAAUCCAAAUCUGAAAGAAAUUCAACAGAAACUUGCAGAUUGUAUGAAUUUAAUAUUUGAUAAAGAAUCUGAAGAAGCGAAGAAGGGCCUGCUACUCAAUAGAUUGAAAGGUGGUAAGAAGAUCCUUGUAAUGGUCGAUGAUAUUUGGAAUGAUAAAAUUAAGUUGGAGGACAUAGGAUUUCCAGCUACCAAUGAUCAUGCCAAGGGUUGCAAAAUUUUAUUCACCUCUCGGCAUCAAGAUGUGUGUAAAGAUAUGGGGGUUCCUGAAAAUGAAAACUUUCAAAUUGGACUCUUAUCGGAAGAUGAAGCAUGGUCACUAUUCGAGAAAAAGGUGGGAGAUUCUAUCAAACCUCAUGAAAUGCAUCUUGUAGCGGAAGCGGUGUGUAAAGAAUGUGCAUGUUUGCCCUUGGCAAUACUUACAGUUGGAGGAGCAUUAAAGGAUAAGAGUAAGCAUAUAUGGGAAGAUGCACUUGAACAAUUGAGAAAUUCCACGGGAGAGAACAUUGAAGGAAUGGAAGCAAAACUCUAUUCACGCAUAGAGUUAAGCUACAAGUAUCUGGAGCUAGUUGAUGCGAAGUCAAUUUUUUUGCUUUGUUGUUUGUUCGGAGAAGAUACUGAGAUUUCUAUUGAUGACUUGGUGAGCUAUGGAUUUGGAAUGAGGCUUCUCGAAGGCGUGGAUACAAUGAAAACAGCUAGGAAUAGAGCUUAUGUAAUCGUCGAUAUGCUCAAGAGAUAUUCUCUGCUAUUAGAAGGUAGAAGCCAAAACUUUCUGAAAAUGCACGAUGUCAUUCGAGAUGUGGCUAUGUCAAUUUCAUCAAAAGAAGAUGUCAUGUAUCUAGUGAAAGUAGGUGUGGAAAAGUGGCCGGAGGAGGAUGAAGGUAAAAGAUGCAGAGGAAUCUCAUUAAGGUUCAACAAGGAUUUUGUACUUCCCGUUGAUUCAGAAUGUCCGGAACUACGCACGUUAAUGCUGGAAAGCGUAAGUGGUUUGUUAGAAGUUCCGAGUAGCUUUCUUGAAGGGAUGAAGAAGCUUGAAGUUUUACAUUUGUGUGGCAUGUGCAUCUCAACAGUACCAAUAUCAUCACUUCAAAAUCUUCGGAUGUUACGGCUGUACAAUUGCAAAUGGGUGAACCUAGCUUUUCUGAAGGAGUUACAAAAACUUGAGAUACUAAGCAUUCAAGUUUUUUUUGGAUGGGAUGAAUUGACUCUGGAUAUAGGACAGUUGUCUAGUUUGCGCUCGUUGAAUGUGAGAGGCUUUAACAACCUCAAAAUCCAUCCAGGUGUCAUCUCAAGUCUAUCCCAGCUUGAGGAAUUUCACAUUCGAGACUUUGACAAAUGGGAGAUUGAAGGCAAUGCAAGCCUGGUUGAACUAAAUUCAUUGACUCGCUUAAUCAGUUUACAAGUUAAAGUGCCAAAUGCCAAGUUACUGCCCAUCAAUGACCUCCUGUCUAAAUCAUUAAUCAGAUUUCAAAUAUCCAUUGGCCAGGUAAUACACUUUAUUGCUUUUGACCGCACUUCAUCUAGAAAAAUUUCGGCAACUGCAACAAAGAUAUUGAAACUAAAGGGAAUUCCUUUGAAGAGGGAGCUUCACAUUUUGAUGGAGAAAGCUGAAGUGCUAUGCUUAGAAGAAUUGGAAAUUAUAAAGAAUGUGAGUCAGGACAGAGAUGGCGAGGGGUUUCUAGACUUGAAGUAUCUUGGAGUUAAGGAUUGUAAGGGGAUAGAAUAUUUAUUUGGCAGACCAAAUUGGAAUUCACAGACCAUCGGAUCACGCGUGUCUUGUUCUUUUGGUAAAUUAAGUAUUUUGGAAGUAAUAAACUGUCAGGUCGAGAUAUCUCUUCUCCGCAGCCACAGCAAGAGGCCUUCUGCAACUCCAAGAAUUAAGUAUAAGUAAGAGUGAAAUCUUGGAAGAAAUAGUUGGAGAUGACAAUGAAAUCAUGGAUACAAUUACUUUUCAUAAAUUAAAGAAAAUGGAGUUGAGGGAUCUAUCAACACUGACAAGCUUCAAUUGCAAGACGUCAGCUGAAUUUUAUACAUCCGGCCUUGCACAACUGUUUAAUGAUAAGGUUAGGUUCCCAGCCUUGGAGGAAUUGGAGAUUAUAAAUUUGUACAGACUCACGGCCAUAUGGGACAAUCAAUUAUUCCUAAGCCAAGAAACAGAAGAU
This is a messenger RNA of Cornus florida, 3650 nucleotides long. Its product is annotated as probable disease resistance protein At1g61190. Gene Ontology annotation, molecular function: ADP binding. The coding region runs from base 845 to 3379 and encodes 844 amino acids. The record is from RefSeq and is a predicted model, not a curated record. The transcript has 2 exons. NCBI's taxonomy places the organism in Eukaryota, Viridiplantae, Streptophyta, Magnoliopsida, Cornales, Cornaceae.